Messenger RNA from Trichophyton rubrum CBS 118892, 1554 nucleotides. RefSeq lists its product as uncharacterized. Gene Ontology annotation, molecular function: pyridoxal phosphate binding; carbon-carbon lyase activity. NCBI's taxonomy places the organism in Eukaryota, Fungi, Ascomycota, Eurotiomycetes, Onygenales, Arthrodermataceae. Gene Ontology annotation, biological process: carboxylic acid metabolic process. The coding region runs from base 1 to 1554 and encodes 517 amino acids. The transcript has a single exon. The record is from RefSeq and is a predicted model, not a curated record.
AUGGAACGGAAUCAUUUAAAAGACGGCGUUGGCAUACAGGUCGACGAUAGUCACUCAAAGGAACUCUGGGAUACGGCACUCAAUCCCCCCAGCCGUAGUGUUCUCCCUCCAGCAGCAUCACUGGCGCACUCGCGCUCAUCCAUCAUUACUGAACUCUCUCAUACUGGUCAAGGAUACACUCAAACCAAGGACCAUUUGUUCAAUGAUAUCAUCCCCGGGUUGAAUGACUCUGCAAUCAAUGCAAAUUACUAUGGCUUUGUAACCGGCGGAGUGACUCCUGCAGCUUUAUUAGCCGACAACGUUGUCUCUGUCUAUGACCAAAACGUCUGCGUUCAUCUUGUCGACCACUCGGUUGCAACAGACGUGGAUUAUGCUGCCCUUUGCCUGUUAAAGGAUUUAUUCGGGCUUAAGAGGGACGAAUGGCCCCAUGGGAUAUUUACUACCGGUGCCACUGCUAGCAAUUUGGUUGGUCUAGCGUGUGGAAGAGAGUACGUCUUACGAAAGGCAGCUCAAAAACGAGGUACCAGUGGAAAUAUCGCUUCCGGCAACAUUACAGAUAGUGUGGGCGAGUAUGGUAUGCCUGCAGUUCUUGAAGCAGCGGGCCUGAAGGGUCUUCAGGUAUUGUCUACCAUGCCACAUUCUUCUGUGGGAAAGGUUGCCGGUAUCUUAGGAAUUGGUAGGGCAAAUGUCAAGUCCAUAAUAUCAAAAACUGGCGAAUCUCACGGACAGCCAUUGGAGUUUGACUUUGAACUGUUUGAAAAGGAGUUGGCAAGGGAUGGUUUUGCUUCAAUCGUGUCUAUUUCCUGCGGAGAAGUCAAUACCGGACGCUUUGCAACCAAGGGAAUAGACGAGUUCAGGCGUGUACGGGAACUAUGUGAUAAGUACAAUGCAUGGCUUCAUGUUGAUGCUGCGUUCGGGAUGUUUGGGCGUGUCCUUGAUGAUAGCCCGGAGUUCGAAAUUAUCAAGAAAGGUAGUGAAGGGAUUGAACUUGCGGAUUCAAUUACUGGGGACGGGCAUAAACUACUGAAUGUCCCAUACGACUGCGGAUUCUUUUUCUCUCGCCACGGAGAUGUUGCAGAGGAGGUCUUUAGAAAUCCUAAUGCCGUCUACCUCUCGUCUUCAUCCGGAGAGCAUAUACCAACACCCCUCAAUAUAGGCGUGGAGAAUUCAAGGCGAUUCAGGGCCUUGCCUGUCUACUCGACUCUUGUUGCAUAUGGCAAAGACGGUUAUAGAGCCAUGGUGGAGAAACAAAUUCGGCUUGCCAGGCUGGUUACCGACUGGCUCCACGAGCAUCCCAAAUACACGAUUCUCGGAGGUGGAGCUUCAAAAGAAGACUUGAUCGCUGCCACAUACGUUAUAGUUCUAUUUAGAGCCAAAGAUGAAGCACUCAAUGCCAGGCUGGCUAGUGCAAUAAAUGGUACUGGCAAGAUGUUUGUCUCUGGGACUAAGUGGGCUGGGGAGCCUGCAUGUCGGGUUGCAAUUUCGAACUGGAAAGUACAAGUUGAGAGAGAUUUCACCUUGAUUAAGGAGGUUCUUGAUGAAGUUUCUAGAUAG